Molecule: messenger RNA, 845 nt
Organism: Schistosoma margrebowiei
Lineage: Eukaryota; Metazoa; Platyhelminthes; Trematoda; Strigeidida; Schistosomatidae
Source: the annotation of a GenBank genome assembly
UCAUAUUUCACUUCAUGAUAUUCUCAGUCCUGUGUGUUCUGGUCAGCAGUUUUAUAAGUCCAUCACAUUCCAGAUCAGGUGUUAAUCACUUGGAACAAGAAUUAAAGAAAAUUGAACAAAUGGGAGUUCGGCUUGAAGAAGACAUGAUGGUAUUGAGUGAACAGAUUAAUAAUCUGCUAUACAAGAACGAAAGUGGGAACGUAUCGACGGUAAAGCGAGGCCUACAAUCAAAAGUAGCAUCGAUGCAAGAUCAGAACUCAUAUGGGCAACAGCAACCAAUGCAACAACAAUCGCAACAACAGCAACCCCAACAACAACAAUCACAACAACAACAAUCGCAACAACAGCAACAGCAACCGCAACAACAACAAUCACAACAACAACCACAACAACAACAAUACUACUCAUCCAAUAUGAUGAUGAAGAGACAAAUGGGGGAGAGCAUUAACCACAAUGUACAACAACCAAUGAGCUCAUGCUCCCAAUCUUCCAAUUCAAACAGAGGACAGGGUGGAUAUGGACAACCCAUUGGUCAAUCACAAAUGAUGAAACGUCAACAACAGUUAAAACUAGCACAAGCUUUCUAUCCUUCACAACAAGGUCAACAACAACAACAACAAUUACAACAGUAUGGGUAUCCACCCAUUAAGCCUCAAAUGCAAAUGGGAGGGUUAAAUAUGCAACCUGAACUAUUCCCACAUUUUCAACAACCUCAAUAUUACGAUAACAUAGGAUUUGAUGAAAAUCAACAAGACAUUUAUGAGCCUGUUGAUGGGUCAUCUGAAUUUGAUGAAAAUGCCGAACAAUCGCUUAUGGGUGGUGUUGUGAAACGUGAAUUGAUGUAA